This is a messenger RNA of Peromyscus maniculatus bairdii (prairie deer mouse), 1045 nucleotides long. Lineage: Eukaryota; Metazoa; Chordata; Mammalia; Rodentia; Cricetidae. The record is from RefSeq and is a predicted model, not a curated record.
AGAGGAGGUUGCCUGCCUGACUUCUCCCUCUCCCUCUUGUAUCUUAGGCCUAGAGAAGUGUCUGCACCUCUAUCCCUGCCAGGCAAAGGCAGAGCCACCCCUUGGGAGACUUGGGAAAAGUCAGUGGUCCCUGCCCAACUCUAUGUUCAUAAUCUGUCUCCUUUAAUUCUGCAGGUGUUGAAGAGCCAUGGACAAGACUACCUUGUUGGCAACAGGCUGACCAGGGUGGACAUUCACCUGCUGGAACUUCUCCUCUAUAUUGAAGAGCUUGAUUCCAGUCUUCUGGCCCCUUUCCCCCUGCUGAAGGCCCUGAAGAGCAGACUCAGCAGCCUGCCCAAUGUGAAGAAGUUCCUACAGCCUGGCAGUCAGAGAAAGCUUCCCAUUGAUGCAAAGCAACUCGAAGAGGCUAGGAAGAUUUUCAAAUUCUAGGAUAGCUGCAUUGAGAGAGCCCACAGACACCAGUCUCUGGGGUUUUUAAAUAAUAAACAGCAAUUGUUCAUCCUGGUAUUUGAGAAAAUGAACAUGAACAAGGGAUAUAUGCAUGGCAUGUGUUCAAGUUGUUGACCUGGGAUUGCAGGAUCACAUUCCAAGAAGGCAACUAAUAAUCAUUACAAAUAAGAGCAAACGUUGUACAAAUGAGGAAAACCUAAGUAAAAAGAACACUGACAAGAGAAAAGACUAACUUUGUACACUCAGUGUCUCAGCAGGUCUCUGUCAUGCUGAUCCCUUUUCUCAGCUCUGACUUCUCAGCACUGUGCUUCCCUUUCCACAACCCCCACCAUGCUGUCCUCCAUCCCCCAGUGACUCCAUCCUUAUCUCCAGGUUGAAAACUGGAGUCACUUUUCUCAGCUCUGACUAACACCCAUUGUAGUGACUAACAUCGUUGUAGAAUGAGCCACAUUUAAAGGUAACAUUAAUUACAAGACAGAGAAAUAAAAAUGAAAAAAAUAGAAUAAAAAAUAAAGAAAAAAUUUGAGGUCUAAAAAAGAGUGCAAUUACAGGAGAAGGAAUUGGAUAACUAGUGUAAAGAUAUUUUAAAGAAAGA